Messenger RNA from Aspergillus tanneri, 5967 nucleotides. RefSeq lists its product as uncharacterized. Bases 1 to 5967 code for a protein of 1988 amino acids. Gene Ontology annotation, biological process: RNA export from nucleus; post-transcriptional tethering of RNA polymerase II gene DNA at nuclear periphery; protein import into nucleus. The transcript has 4 exons. The record is from RefSeq and is a predicted model, not a curated record. Lineage: Eukaryota; Fungi; Ascomycota; Eurotiomycetes; Eurotiales; Aspergillaceae. Gene Ontology annotation, cellular component: nuclear pore cytoplasmic filaments; nuclear pore. Gene Ontology annotation, molecular function: structural constituent of nuclear pore.
AUGUCUUUCGGAUUCGGAGGAUUUGGACAAAACAACCAGCAGAGCUCAGGCUUCGGGGCUGGCUCUAGCUUCGGAGGAACAAACACUGGCGGCGGAGGCUUUGGAUCUACUACGUCACCCUUUGGUGGUGGUAAUACAUCAGGUGGUAGCAUGUUUGGGAAUACAUCUAAUAGCUUUGGUUCCGGUGGAGGGUUUGGAUCGGGUACGCAGAACCAGUCGAACACGCUGUUCGGGAGCCAAAACCGAACUGGCGGAUUUGGGACUGGUACAUCAUCAUCAGGAAGUCUCUUUGGAGGUGGCACCUCAACAGCUGGUGCCAGCGGUUUCGGAAGUGGUACUGCCGGCUUUGGGUCGACUGGAAACACUGGAGGCUUUGGCAGUUCCGGUACUACUGGCGGCGGCAUUUUCGGAAACAAGACUGGAGGCUUUGGCAGCACAACUGGCACCAGUACUGGCACCAGCACUGGUGGCUUUGGUACUAGUGGCGGCUUUGGAAGUGGCACUGGCUUCGGCGGUGGAUCAGGAACUGCGUUUCAGCAGGCCGUUCCUCCUUCCGAUGGCACAGGGAGCACACCUUUCAGUGCGUUUACUGAAAAAGAUGGCGCCUCCAAUAUGACCAAUCACUACCAGAGCAUUCCGUUCAUGCAGCCAUAUAGCAAAUACUCCUUUGAAGAACUACGACUGGGCGACUACAGCCAAGGCCGUAGGUUUGGCAAUGGAAGUGGACAGGCUGGUGCCUUUGGGACGUCGGCCUUUGGAGGGAGCGGCUUUGGCGCACAGCAGUCUACUGGGUUUGGUAGCACGUCAACCCCCUUUGGCGGUGGCACGAGUGCUCCCUCUGCCUUUGGCCAGACACAGACAACUGGUGGGUUUGGUUCCAGUGCCUCUGCAAACCCCUUGUUCGGCGCUACCAAGCCAGCAACGUCUUUGUUCGGGGGAGGAACUACUACGGGUACCUCUCAGCCAGCACCAUUCGGCAGCACUGCCUCAACUUCGGGCGGCUUUGGAAGCGCACCAGGAACCGGUGGUGCCUUUGGGUCGGGUGCUACCGCCUCAUUAUUCGGUAACAAUCAGCAGCAACAGCAGAGCAAACCUCUGUUUGGAGGAGGCAGCACUACGUCCACUGGCACCGGCUUCGGCGGCUUUGGACAGCAACAAAACACUAGCACGUCCUCUCCUUUUGGUGGUACAAGCGCCACUUCGACACCUUUUGGUCAACAACAGCAGCAAACUGGCACAGGAGCAUUUGGUGGCUUCGGUCAGCAGAACCAAGCCCAGAACCAGAAUCAGACUCAAAACAAGGGGCUCUUUGGCGGGUUCGGACAGAACACACAGCAACAACAGUCUACCACUCCCAGUCUCUUUGGCGGUGGUGGUACCAGUACGGGAACCUCCCUCUUCGGUCAAAAUAACCAACAAGCGCAGCAGCAGCCGGCGGCACCUUUGUUUGGAGGCGCCAGUAACCAGCAAGCCAGUACUGGCUCUCUCUUUGGCGGCGGAGCCCAACAGCAGGGCCAGAAGAGUUUAUUCGGCACUGGCACGACAGGAACCGGCGCCAACGCCAGUCCGUUCGGCGGCUUUGGAGCUAACCAGAACCAGCAGACUGGGACCAGCAGUUUGUUCGGCGGUGCACAAAAUCAGCAGCAACAAAAGCCUGGGAGUCUUUUUGGCGGCACUACGGGUACGGGGAGCUCCCUAUUUGGAGGCCAAAAUACGGCGACUCAAAAUGCUGGAUCAUCGCUCUUCGGCAACACCCAGGCUCAGCAACAACCAAGUGGUGGGUUGGGCCUGGGUACCUCUAGCCUCUUUGGCAACACGCAGCAGGCGCAGGCUCAGCAACCACAGCAGCCUCAACAGCCAGCACCGGGGAGCCUCCAGGCCUCCCUUCUCGAGGGCAAUCCGUAUGGAAACCAAUCGAUAUUUUCUGGCCUGCCAGCACCAAGCGCCCCUAGCCCUGGCCCGUUGGCAACGCCGCUGUCUGCGUCUGUCAAACAAAAGCAGCGCACACCGUUGCCCGUCUACAAGAACAGCCCACAUGCCUCCACCCGCCUCAUCACGCCGCCCAAACGUCAAGGAUACGGCUUUUCCUACUCGACUUACGGAACCCCCUCCAGCUCGAAUAGUACGCCUAAUGGCCUUGGUGGUAGCCUUUUGGGUGGAAGUCUGCGUGGAAGCGUCAAUGGAAGCCUUGGACGUAGCAGUUUCAGCAAGAGUUUCUCCACCAGCAAUCUGCGCAAAACCUUUGAUCCGGACACCGACAGCGUUUUAUCUCCAGGAGCGCUCUCUUCGGGGCCACCUCGUCUGUCAGGUGGUAGUCUGAAACGUCUGACUAUUGAUCGGAGCCUGAGAAACGAUAUCUUUUCGCGUCCAGCCAGUACACUUGCCGCCCCUAUUACCGCCGGCGAGGAGGCGACCCAAUCAGCCGACAAAGUAAAGAAAAAGGUUAGCUUCGACUCAACCACUGAUGCCGCCAGUGGUGGAGAGGUGGUGCCGGUGGAAUCUCAAACCCCGGAGCCUACUUCAGAGGAGUUGGGCUUCCUGCGCUCGAUUCGUAAGAGUGGCACCAUCAACGGCAUCAACGGCGUGAAGUCGAUCGCCGAGGACGUAACGCGCCCCGAAAUGGAGUCGGUCCGUGGAAAGGAACUUCCCGCAGUCCCGGAAAAUGCUGAACAGGAUGCUAUCACCGUCGCGGAUUCACGACUUCCCUUCACGCCCGGCUUUGACCCACAGCCCGGUCAGUACUGGAUGCAGCCUACGCGGGCGGAGAUCAACAAAAUGAGCCGUGACCAGCAGAAGCAUGUGGUCGGCUUCACCGUCGGUCGUCAGCGUUGCGGACAAGUGACGUUCGAUGAGCCAGUCGAUCUCACUUCAAUUGACUUGGACCAGAUCUUUGGAGGACUAGUCGAAAUCGGCGUGCGCAAAAUCACCGUGUAUCCCGAUGAAGCAAUCAAGCCUCCGAUGGGUAAGGGCCUAAACGUUCCUUCCAUCUUGCGAAUCGAAAACUCCUGGCCGCGAGGCAGGGACAAGAAGUCCCCGUCACCACUCACCAGCGGUCCUCUCUUCGACAAGCAUGUCGACCGGUUGAGGAAAGUCCACAACACCGAGUUUAUCGAUUACGAAACAAGAACAGGUACAUGGGUGUUCAAAGUGCCCCAUUACACCACGUAUGGCCUGGAUUAUGAUAGCGAUGAUGAAGGUGAGAGCCUCAACCAAAGCACUUUGAGUGCUGCUCCUGACACUCCGACUCCGAAGGCCCAGUCUCCCGCGAAUCUCGACAACACCGUGGGCUCGGAGCAAAUGUCCACCUUCUCCACUGACGAGUCCUUCGUCGGUUCGAUGGCCGGGGUUGACGACGACACUUUCGAUUUCAAAAAGCGCAAAAUGGUCCCAGGGGCGUUUGGCAACCAGCCCAUGGAGGCGGAUGAGCGGUCUGGUUCCGGAGACGACGAGUCUUUUUUAGGGGAGGGCUCCACGGGUUCAACUACUGAGCAAGACGGUGAUGACAUCACCGAGAGCCAGAAUUCUGGCGAGUCAGAAGUUGGAUUGGAUGAAGAUGAGGAAAUGGACAUGGCGGGCACGUUCCCCAUCCUUCAUCCCACCGUGGAGCAGGACAAUACUAAAUAUACCGACCAAUUUAACAAGGAUACCCGGUCCCCAAUGAAAACGUGGAACACGCCUCCCAAAGCUGGUCUCGAUCUAAGUGGCGACUGGGCAGAACAACUACAGCGCACGAUCAGCCCGAGGAAGCAGAACCGAGACGCGCUGCGUGAGAUCCAACGCAAUGCUUUCAGCGACAGGGCCUCGCAAGAGAACUCCCCCAAGGAUGCUGCCGCGGAGUCCCGGCCCAAGGGCUUUUCCACCAGCAUUGAUUUGAUGAAUUCCUUAUUCCAACAACCACGAAAGCAACCAUCGCCCCCCCUGGCGAAGGGUCCAAAUGCAAAGUCGAAAGGCUUCGAGUGGCCGUACAUCAAAACCGCCAAGACGUUCGCCGGUGAGACCAAUGAAUUAAACGAAGACGAUCUUGCCUUUCAUCAUUCCUUUAAACCACGCUGGGGCCCCGUAGGUUCCAUUAUUUGCGUCCAAAACGGGCUAGGAGAUACUGGGUCCGACGAGCGAUGGCAACGAAAGCUUUCCGUCACCAGCGAAGAGAGAGAUAUUGUCUUACUGGCGUUCAACAGGAAUCCGGAUUGUAAUGAGAUGCUAGAUGCCCAAAGGGAACAGUCUGUCAUCGACCGUGUCGAUGGGAUCCCGUUUGCGCGCUUGGCCAAGGCCGACUUUCAACAGCUUGCGCAGGCACCGUCGACCUCGGGAGGGUCGGACCAGGAGCGAUUAAUGUGGCAACUGAGCAACAUCCUGUUUAACGAUGACAUUGAAGAUGACAUAUCUGCCGGUGUACCGUCUCAGCUUCGAUGCAAAUUCCUCCACCGCAUCAAAAAAGAUCGCCUGAGCCGCUUGUGGCAAGAGGUCAUUCGUGAGAAACACGCGCACACAUUGGGGAAAGCUAAUUCUGCCGAGGAGCGCGCGGUCCGUUUGCUUUGCUCCCACCGUAUCGACGAGGCUUGCAAUGUCUUGAUGGCGAGCCAGAACUUCCAUCUUGCCACGCUCCUCGCCCAGAUCGGCCGAGAUCCUACUUCUCGGGCUGACAUGUCGAAGCAAGUUGAGAUGUGGCGACAGCAUAAUGUGUUUUCGGAGAUGAGUGAGCCCAUCCGAGCGUUGUAUGAACUACUGGCUGGCAAUGCUCUCCGCAGCGAAGGUAGAUCGGGUGGUGCCCUUGAAGACCGCACUUCGACCUUCACCUUUACUGAAAGAUUCGGCUUGGAUUGGUACCAGGCGUUCGGUCUUCGUCUGUGGUAUGGCAUCACCGAUGACGAGCCGAUUGAAGCGGCAGUUUCCAAGUUUUACGAGGACCUCAGUAGCGGCAAAGAGCCUGCCUUCCCAUGCCCUCCCCACCAGGGCAAUGCUUCCGGGUUAGAGACCCCAACCGAUACUCUGGGCCGUGAAUCUCCUCUGUGGGUUUUGCUGAAGCUAUACUCGUCGACCGUGGGCCGGACGAAUGUUCCGCUGCCAGAUCUUCCCGCCGCCCUCCUUCCAGAGUCUGUGGCUGGGGAUAAACUGUCAAGUAGACUAACCUUUCAGCUAUACCAGCUCUUGGCAGGCGCUGUUGGGAAUCAUGGAGGCUUUCAGACCAAUGCUGCACAGGCUGACCAGUUAGUGCGAGAUUAUGCCUGGGAGCUCAGCUGUAGCGGUGAUUUUGAGCGUGUGUUGUUUGUGCUACUCCAUCUGUCCCGGCCGUCGGAUCGCGAGCGUGCAGUGAAAGAAACUCUGGCACGGUUUGCAUGUCGGCUGCCUGACCCCGUUACCCCAGAAGGCACCGUAGAUGCCACCUGGCAGUAUCUCACCAAGGAUUUACAGCUUCCUGAAGGGUGGAUUUGGGUGGCCAAAGCCCUCUAUGCUCGAGACGUCGGUGAUGCGGCCCGUGAAGUGGAUUGUCUCGUGCGUGGCAAGAACUGGAAUGAUGCACAUGCCACUUUCUGCCGCGUUGUCGGUCCGACCGCUGUAAUUGAGCACGACUAUGUGACGUUGGAGAGACUGGUGUCCGGCUUCGGUGAGGCCCCAGAUCGUAAGGUCAGAGGGUGGGUCGGCGGAGGCGGCAUCUAUGAGGAUUACCUCCACCUUGCGACUGCUAGAAGUGGAAAGCGGGAUGCCAGUCGACUCAAUCGGCUGAUCAAUGCGCUGGCGACGAUGAGAGAAAAAAUCAGCCAAGCAUCUAGUGUGGAGGGACUGGAAGAACGGGUGGCUUUCAAGGAGAUGAGUCGGGCGGUUGCCAGUUGGGCGGCACGUGAGGAUGGGAAGACGGUCGAAAUGUCGAAUGUUCUCGGUCUGCCUUUGACGGGGGAUGCGCGUCUUCUCCAGAUGGCGGAGAUGAGUCGGCGCUAUUACAGUGUUAUCAUGGCGGGUGCCUAUUAA